AUGAUAAGUGUAAUCACAAACGACGGCUUCAGCUGCCGGAGCCACACAGGGAAAAGACUCACGGCAUCCACAACAGCUGCAGCGUCGACCCCGGAAUAUCCUCCGACACACGGCAUCCGGGAAGAAGAGAGUCUCUCGCUGGCGGCUCGUGUGUGGACCCGGCGUGACCCGCGGAGGUGUUGCGUCACGCUCUGGCUCCGGGACAGCGCCGAUGUGUUGGACCGAAGAGUCGUCAAAUGUGACUAUCAUGUAAAGACGUGCCCUGCUCUCCCUCUGUCCCCGGCCUCCUUCUGUUCCCGGUCUCCUUCUGUUCUCUCUCUCCUCACAAUCCUCCCCCAGAUCUCAUCAGGACCGUCUGAACCUGCCCCUGAAGCUCUCCCCAUGAGCCCCUCUCUCCAGCAGCGACUGGAGAGACUGCUGCUCCAAGAUAACUGCGUCUGA
Molecule: messenger RNA, 441 nt
Organism: Knipowitschia caucasica
Lineage: Eukaryota; Metazoa; Chordata; Actinopteri; Gobiiformes; Gobiidae
Source: the annotation of a GenBank genome assembly